AUGGUCGUUUGUUUUGAUUUGAGGACUGAGAAGUUCAGCUGCGUGAAGUUCUCUGGAAUCUCCAGUAAAGCAAAGCCUGCAUCACAAACUCUUGUCAACUACAAUGGCAAAUUAGGUUUGCUCAUGUCGGAAGAUUUUUGCUGUGUUUAUGGAGGAAGUAAAAGUUUUGAGCUGUGGGUUCUACGAGACGCUGCCAAACAUGAAUGGUCCACGCAUAUUUACGUGUUACCUCUUUUGUGGAAAGAUAUGGUUAUAGAGACCAUGUGUAUUGAUGGAAUGGUUGGUACAAGUGAAAUCGUACUUUCCGCGUGCAACCGAGACGUGCAUUCCUAUGUCAUAUACUACAAUGUCGAGAGCAAGAGGAUCACAAAAGUUGGAGUCCAAGGAAUUGAAGCCUUUCAGGGUAAAGAUGUCGACAUCCGUCUCACUCUCAACUAUGUUGAGAAUGUGAAGCUUCUUUAA
Molecule: messenger RNA, 462 nt
Organism: Brassica rapa (field mustard)
Lineage: Eukaryota; Viridiplantae; Streptophyta; Magnoliopsida; Brassicales; Brassicaceae
Product: F-box protein At5g65850
Source: RefSeq, a predicted model, not a curated record